AUGGUGUCGCUACUGCCUCUACCCCUGUAUUCGCCAGCAACCGAGUCCUGGCAGUCUUAUCUCGCUCGUUUCAAAUGCUACCUUGAGGCAAAUGCUCUCACCAAUUUGACGGACAAUCGGAAAAGAGCUCUUUUCCACACCGUCUGUGGCUCAGAAGUUUUUGAGAAGGCUAGUGCUCUUGUGGCUCCGCUUGCGGUGCAGGCCGCACCUUGGAACAUACUGACUGAGAAACUCAAGGGACACUACGCACCCAAGGUGUCCAGAAUCACUGCCCGUCAUGCGUUCCAUCAUCAAAUCCAAACUGGGGGGGAGACAAUCAGUGAGUUCUUAUCAGCCCUCAGGAAGGUUGCAUACCACUGUGAAUUCCGGGACUUGGACGGUGCCCUGUGGAUCGAAUCGUGUGCCGUGUGAGGGAUGAGAAACUACAGCACCGUUUCCUUACCAAGUCUGAUCUCACUCUCAAAGAGGCCAUUGAGGAAGCUCAAGCCGCGGAGGCAGCGAAACAUUCAACAGCGGAGAUACGCAAGGCCAACAGCACAACAAUUUCAAAGAAGCCAACCUCGGUUCACCAUGGAGAGAUCAGCAAUUCCGAAGGCUGCUCAGAUGAAGAGGACGAUGUUUGCCGCAUCAAGCAGAAAUGUGGAAAGGUCAAACGGUGA
This is a messenger RNA of Podarcis lilfordi (Lilford's wall lizard), 659 nucleotides long. NCBI's taxonomy places the organism in Eukaryota, Metazoa, Chordata, Lepidosauria, Squamata, Lacertidae. The record is from the annotation of a GenBank genome assembly.